Molecule: messenger RNA, 816 nt
Organism: Neurospora tetraspora
Lineage: Eukaryota; Fungi; Ascomycota; Sordariomycetes; Sordariales; Sordariaceae
Exons: 4
Coding region: 1-816 (271 amino acids)
Source: RefSeq, a predicted model, not a curated record
AUGAGUUAUCAGCCCGAGUCUCCGCUGCUUCGCCUCCCAGUCGAGGUCCGACUGGAGAUCUACCAGCACUUAUGGACCAUUCCUUGGGAGAAGAAACACUUAGUCCGUCGUUGUGCUUAUAAGCUAAAGGCCACAUACCUAAAGGCCCAGCUAUCGGCGAUCUGCACUCUGGGCGCCAUAUGCCGCACCAUCCACUAUGAGGCGUACGCCGAAUACUUCCAUACUACCCAGACCUAUCUGUCGGGAUAUGUUAACCCUGACCUCGAAAUCUACCUCGGAGACAACGACAGGAAAGCUCUGGAGUUGAUCCAGAACUCCUACCUCCUCAAGACCCAGACCAGACACGUCUGUCUCCGCUGGGUACACGUCGACCACCUCAAGGAUACUUUGGAGGAGCAGCUUGAGGAGGAACUCGAAGUCUGGGAAAUUGACAAUCUGGAACGGACCAAUACCAACCUCAACAUCGUCAUGAACUGCCUCAAGACCCGCUUCCAGAACGCAAUCACGCUGGACAUUGUCUGCGACGAGAUUUGCUUCAAUGGUAUUACCACGAACUACUACGACGACCGUGACUCGGAGCGGAUCAGGAGCUUGCGGUUCCGCAAUCUGGAGAAAGCCGUUGUGCGAACCUGUCUGACCGACCCCGACGGCGUCAAAUGGUUCAAUGAGGAGAACUUGGCGUGGUUUCAGAGGCUCAAGGAGGAUGUGGCGACGUUGGGUGCUCCAAGGAAGGAGGGACAAGAGGAGCGCUCAUACCGCUUCACAAACCACAUCGGUGGUCUCGAUCUUAAUUGGCCUCGGUUCGACAGAAUCUGA